CCCGCGCCCCCCGCCCGGGCCCCGCCGAGCCGCUCCCGAUGCCGGCCCGCGCCGCGCCGCUGCCGCCGGCCCCGCUGCCCGCCGAGCUGCGCCGACGGCUGCAGGACCUGGAGCGGGAUGAGGAGAACCUGGGAGAGAAGGAGAGCGUGCAGGAGAAGCUCAGCCUCAUCCACGGCUUCCUGCAGGCCGAGGUGCAGCUGCAGCUCAGCGAGCUCGAGGCCAAACUGCGCCGGGAGGAGCUGUCGGAGGAGCGUUACCUGGCCAAGGUGAAGGCGCUGCUCCGCCAGGAGCUCUCAGCCCCCCCAAACGGCUCCGGGGACCCCAAUCCCAACGGGAACGGGGCCCUGGGCAGCGAUGAGGAUGAGGAUGGAGCCAUGGAGGUGGAGGAAGGAGCGGCCCCGUCCCCGUCCUGCUCCGGCCCCGCCGCCCGCGCCCGCAAACCCCGCAGGAGCCGCUCCAACGGCGACGCCAAAAGUGAGGAUUUGGGCUCUCGGGUCACGCGCAGCUCCGGCCGGCAGCCGUCCAUCCUCAGCCUGCUGUCCAAAGGACCCAACAAGCGGAAAUCGGAGCAAUCCAACGGGGACGCGAAGGCGGAGCUGCCGAGCCUGGAGAGGGAGGAGGAGGAGGAGCUGCAGGAGAAGGAUCAAGAUGAGAAAAGGAUGAAAAUGGAAACCAAAGAUGGGUCGGAAAUCAAAGACGAAAUCCCUCAGGUUAAAAUUUCUGCUCCUGCUAAAACCACCCCCCCGAAAUGCCUGGACUGCCGGCAGUACCUGGACGACCCCGACCUCAAAUUCUUCCAAGGGGACCCCGACGACGCCCUGGAGGAGCCGGAGAUGCUGACGGACGAGCGCUUGUCCAUCUUCGACGCCAACGAGGACGGGUUCGAGAGCUACGAGGACCUGCCCCAGCACAAGGUCACCUCCUUCAGUGUCUAUGACAAGCGUGGCCACCUGUGUCCGUUCGACUCCGGCCUCAUCGAGCGCAACAUCGAGCUUUACUUCAGCGGCGUCGUCAAACCCAUCUACGACGACAACCCCAGCCUGGACG
Messenger RNA from Zonotrichia leucophrys gambelii, 1047 nucleotides. RefSeq names its product DNA (cytosine-5)-methyltransferase 1-like. The transcript is spliced from 11 exons. Lineage: Eukaryota; Metazoa; Chordata; Aves; Passeriformes; Passerellidae. The annotation marks the transcript as partial. The record is from RefSeq and is a predicted model, not a curated record.